UGUGAUCAAGUAGAUCCUUGGGAAUGCGUCCUAUCUGGGGGACGGAACUUACGCGCGUCCGAGGAUGCGCGCGGCAAAUUGCGCGGCGAAGUGCAAUCAGGGGUUGCAGGAGAUGCACCGAAAACAGAGCCAGGGGUUAUGGAGAAUGUAGCCAAAAUAGAGCCAGGUAUUACGGAAAACGUACCAAAAACAGAGCCAAGCAUCGUGGAUAGCAUACCCAUAACAGAGUCACCGGUCGUGGAAAAUGCACCAAAACCUGAGGAAGGGAACGUGGAAAAUGUACCGAGAGCAGAGCCAAGAGUUAUGGAAAACAUACUGCAAACUGGGCCGAGGAUUGUGGAAACCGCACCGAAAAUUGAGCCAGUGGUCGUGGAAACUGCACCGCAAGCAGAGACAAGGGUCGUAGAAAAUGUACCGCAAGCAGGGCCGAGGAUAGUGGAAACUGCACCGCAAGCAGAGCCAAUGGUCGUGGAAAAUGUACCGCAAGCAGGGCCGAGGAUCGUGGAAAAUGUACCGCAAACAGAGCCGAGGAUCGUGGAGAAUAUACCGCAAACACAGCCCAGGAUAGUGGAAACUGCACCAAAAAUUGAGCCAAGGGUCGUGGAAAAUGUAGCACAAACAGGGCCGAGGAUUGUGGAAACUGCACCGAAAAUUGAGCCAGUGGUCGUGGAAACUGCACCGCAAGCAGAGCCAAGGAUCGUGGAGAAUAUACCGCAAACACAGCCCAAGAUAGUGGAAACUGCACCAAAAAUUGAGCCAAGGCCAAGCGUCGUGGAAAAUGUACCGCAAACAGGGCCAAGGACCGUGCCAACAAUUCUGGAAAAUGCACCGCAAACAGAGCCAAGAAUUUUGGAAAAUGCACCGCAAGCAGAGGACUUUGAGCAAGGGCACGGACCGCGCGUUCAGAGUGAAGCGUCUAGCGCUAGCAGGGCCGCGUCUGCGCAACCGCUGACGGUGUUUGCGUCGAGCAUUUUAUUUUCCGAACAGAUGUGUAUAGAACUCGUAAUGAUAUACUUCCUUCUCAUUAUACCAUGGUUUUACACAGAAAAUCCAUAUAGAAAAUGGAAAAUAGUGAAUAUCCCAAAAUGA
Messenger RNA from Haemonchus placei, 1089 nucleotides. The record is from the annotation of a GenBank genome assembly. NCBI's taxonomy places the organism in Eukaryota, Metazoa, Nematoda, Chromadorea, Rhabditida, Trichostrongylidae.